CCUAUCACCAUAAUGGAUAUCUUAACAUCUGAUUACCCCGACACAUCUGGUACAGAUGAUGACCCAAACCCCGAAGAAUCUGAUCAAUCCACCAUCGAAGACAAUUGUGACACUCUCACAUCUGAUGAUCUGGUGAAAUCGAUAGUCCAAAGUCUCUUAACAUCUGGUCACAAAGGACCCAAGAUUCUACAAAUCCUUCGUGAACAGCAUGGCAUAUCUAUGUCAGCUAGUACCCUCACUCGCAAACGGCAGACCUGGGCACUUAGGCAAGUCGACCUUCCACAAAAACCCCCGAAACUCCUUGAUCCCAUGGUCCGAGCAUCCAUCUUGUCAUCCCACUCAAAAGGCCUCAACUUAAAAGAAAUACAAGCUCGAUUGAACAAUGAGACCGGUGUUAGUGUCUGCUCACGGACUGUCAAGCGUUAUAUGAACCAACUACAAGUGAAAAUCCUCCGGAACGAUGUGGCGGAUGGCAAGGUGACCAUGGUGGAAGUGUAUGAAGCUGUUGCACAUGCACGAGAGUACUUACUACAAGACCAAGCUGGCUAUAGGAGAAUGAGAACCAUCCUCUUGAGAAACUACAAAAUUCAGAUUCCCAGGCAAAUGGUCUAUGAUGCGCUCAAACAUAUUGAUCCAGAAGGCAUGGCUGCCCGAUUGCGGCAAACCUGCAAACGUCGCAUCUUCAGGACCCAUGGACCAAACCACGUUUGGGCUUGUGAUGGCCACGACAAAUUGAAAAAGUUCGGCAUAACGGUCUACGGGUUCAUUGAUGCCUGGUCUCGAAAAAUCCUAGGCCUCCACGUCCACGUCACAAAUAAUGAUCCUCGUCAUAUUGGAGUGUACUUCCUCCAAUUGGUCCAAAAAGUAGGUGGAGUCCCUCGGAAGGUCACUGCUGACCAUGGUACAGAGACUCCUGAUAUGUCAUGGUAUCAAAUGAAGCUCUCUCAUGAAUUUGCUGGAAUCACCCUUGAGGAAGCCAAGAACCGGAUGCAUCACACCAAGUCCACCCGAAAUCAAAAAAUUGAAGCAUUAUGGUCUCAGAUGAUGAAACAGCACAACCGAUCAAUCAUUGACAACAUUUGGAGUCACAUUGAGGCUGGUGUGUAUGACCGUGAAGAUCCAAUUCAAAAGCUACUCUUCCUUUUCCUCUGGAUCCCGGUAUUCCAAGCAAGUGUGGAUAUCUGGGUUGAUCUCACGAACAACUCUCGUAAGCGAAAGGACCACAACAUAAGUCUUCCGACCGGUUGCUCUCCCGAUUUCUCCUAUAGCACACCAGAGGCAUUUGGCACCACAGAUCAACUGGUGGUUGUUGAUGUUGACCGAGUAAACAACUACUUAACAAAUGAUUACCCCAACAUUGAUAGUAUGUUUACCCACACCCCACCUUGGUUCCACAACGUUGCAUCAAGAUUACUCUCCCAACUUGGGAUCCGAUUUGACCACAUUACUGUAGGGAACGUGUGGAAUGUUUUUGGACACAUGAUUCCACACAUUCAAGCACAUUUCACACUCUAUCCACCUUCCCCAGUUGAUCUCCUAGAGAUUCCCCCUUCACCAGAUGACGAAGAGUCUGAUUAUGAUACUGAAGAUUCUCAUGAUGAACAGCAGAAUGAAGGUGCUGAAUAA
This is a messenger RNA of Puccinia graminis f. sp. tritici CRL 75-36-700-3, 1626 nucleotides long. RefSeq lists its product as uncharacterized. Bases 13 to 1626 code for a protein of 537 amino acids. The record is from RefSeq and is a predicted model, not a curated record. The transcript has 3 exons. Lineage: Eukaryota; Fungi; Basidiomycota; Pucciniomycetes; Pucciniales; Pucciniaceae. Gene Ontology annotation, molecular function: nucleic acid binding.